CUCAGGCUGAAGAGGCAGCACCAGAUGAAGUCUUGGACCACAUGAACCUCCCCAAAUGAGAAGCCAAGAAGACUUGGUGAAAGUUUCCUCUUAAAUUUCCUGGGGAGAGAUUCAGAUAUAGAAACACCCUUCCUGCCACCUGCCGGAAGCAGGAGAAACCACUGACAGCUUCAAGACCAGGAUUAGAGAACAUGUCAUCCUCACACUUGACACCCAGGGGAGGAGAAAGGAAGACUCUCAAAGGCUGGACAUUUGGAGACGGAAGGAGAAAGGCAGACAGUUUCUGAAGGGCAUCGAGGGCACAGGGUGGUGCUCAAGGGGAGGCUCAAGGCAACCAGACCAGGUUCAGCUCACUGGGCUAGGAGCCCUCCUUACAGAUGAGUGUCUAUGCCAGCUCACCAUGUGCACCCCCAGCGCGUGCGACCUGGAGGAGAUCCCCCUGGAGGAGGACGAUACAAAGAGCAUAGAAUUCCAGAUCCUGGAGCACUACGCCAAACAGCAUGUCUUCAAGACCAUGGCCGCUGUCUCCUCACCAAAGCUGCUGAGAACAAGAAGUUUGUCCCAGAAAGUACUGGGGAGUUGGACAGCAAACGAGUCAUGGACACAGGUGUCAUGGCCUUGCAGAAGUUCCCAAUCUAGCGAGAAGCCCAUAAACCUUGCCAAGAAAAAGUCCUCUUGGAGAACACUCUUCGAAGGGGCAGAGGCAGAGGCAGGUUCACAGAGCUCGACCACAGAGACCCAGGCCAAGAGUCGAAGGCAGGCGGAGUUUCAGGGGGGCUGCAUCGUUCAGCAAGGGGCCAGGUCGUCUUCUAAGGUGGAAGAGGGCUUACAGGCCGAAGCUGUGGACCCCAAAGUCGCUUCCAUUGCCAACCGAGUUGCUGAAAUUGUUUAUUCCUGGCCACCUCCAGAAGAGCACAUCCAGGGAGGAAACUUCAAGUCCAAGAGGAGUUUGGGACCACAGGCCCCCCUAACCUUCCAGUCUGGGACCGAAAGUGCUAAAAAAGAUGCAGAAGACCAGAUAAUAGCCCGAAUCGUCGAGCUGCUGAAAUACUCGGGGGAUCAGAUGGAGAUGGAGCUGAAGAAGGACAAGACCUUGAUGAACAGCUUCCCGGGCGGCCUGUCCUACCCCAUUUUCAAGACCAUCACAGACCAGUUCCUCAGGGGUAUAGAUACCAGAGGAGAAUCAGAGGUCAAAGCUCAGGGCUUCAAGGUUGCUCUGGCAAUAGACGUCACGGCCAAGCUCACCGCCAUUGACAACCACCCCAUGAACAAGGUGCUGGGCUUUGGAACCAAGUACCUGAAAGAGCACUUUUCACCUUGGAUCCAGCAGCAUGGUGGAUGGGAAAAAGUACUUGGGGUAUCACAUGAAGAAAUUGACUGAAACAUCAGAUGUGUAAUCUGGAAUGCUCAUCAGCCAACUGUGGUCCUGGGUACAUCGCUGUCAGCAGAGACUCCAGGAGAAAAUAAACUCGUGCAAGGCAGACGGAGCACUGCAGUGUCAAAACCGUCACCCCCUGAACCCAGAGGCACCAGGAGAGGCCUUGGUCGUGUCUAGCUCGUAGACUGCAGUCACAUGGCCUUCCCAUCCGUGUUUUUCAGGCCCCCCACUGAGUGUGUGAGGAGAUCUAGAAAGACUGUUCCUCUCAAAGGUUCGGAUCAGAAACCAUCGUCUUGCCUCUGUCGGCCACCGUAGGAAAAGUGUGACAGAUACUCACCGACCUCCUGAGGGCGAAAUGAUAAAUUGCUCGUGUGCCUACUCUCUGGUUUCUAGUACUAUUUAUUUUUUAAACUGCAGGUAGGAUGGCCUACUGAUGCUCUCUGGAGCCUCCCUUUAGGAAGCCGCUGCUGUGUAUGUUAGUAGACACAGUUCAGAGAGACGGGAGAUGACGGCCACGUCUGCUACUUCGGGGAAGCAUGGCCACAUCUGCCCUCUUGACUCACUUCUCUAGGAUUCCCUGGCAGUCUGAGAACCUUUCAUUUGGCAGAAAACAGUGACUCCUACUGCCCUCAACUUGCAGUGACCUCGUCUCUGCCUCUCAAGGUCUUUGGGGAUUUCUUUGUUAUUUUUUUGUGGGAGGUAAUGAUUAGUAGUUGGUAUGAAAAGGUAUCAUAAGAGUAUCUUGUGGUUAAAGUAAGCAAUCAUACUGCAAUUCCUGUCAGGAUCCAGUGCGUUAAUUUAUAGAAAGCACUCAGAACAGUGCUUGGUCUGGGUGCGAAGUCAGUGUGUGCUUACGUCCACUGGCAUGUGCUGUUCUGAGUGGAGCUGAAGGUUUGCACUCCUCUCGAAGCAGUCGCUGAUUGUUUUUCUGAAAUCAAUACUGUUCAGAAUGAGGUAUUUCACAGUGAGUAUUUAAGACAUACAGCAAUGUUUAAAAAUGCUUUCAAAUUACAGGGUCUUACAAAUUUCUGGGUCUCUAGCACCCAACAUGCAGUCUGACAUAGAAUAGGUGUUCAAAAAAACCUUUGAUGGACACAUAAAUGAAUGGGUUAUUCAGAUAUACUUUCAACUUCAAGAGAAACAUGGACCUAGUACCACAUGCUUCACUACCCAACCCAUCUCAACGGACUGAGUAUUGUCUUACUUCCCUCCCCACAUUGAAAGCAGAAAUGUGAGGACUAAAGGGGUCUCCUUUUGCAGAUGGAGACACUGGAGGCCACCUAUUCUCCCACUGCGAUCCAACAUGUCAAACUGUUUGCAGGUC
Messenger RNA from Artibeus jamaicensis (Jamaican fruit-eating bat), 2702 nucleotides. It is a transcript of the gene BCL2L14, whose product is annotated as BCL2 like 14. The coding region runs from base 401 to 1381 and encodes 326 amino acids. Gene Ontology annotation, biological process: regulation of apoptotic process. The record is from RefSeq and is a predicted model, not a curated record. The transcript is spliced from 7 exons. Lineage: Eukaryota; Metazoa; Chordata; Mammalia; Chiroptera; Phyllostomidae.